Messenger RNA from Suillus subalutaceus, 1584 nucleotides. RefSeq lists its product as uncharacterized. The transcript is spliced from 7 exons. The record is from RefSeq and is a predicted model, not a curated record. The coding region runs from base 1 to 1584 and encodes 527 amino acids. Lineage: Eukaryota; Fungi; Basidiomycota; Agaricomycetes; Boletales; Suillaceae.
AUGGCUGAAGCGGAAGCCGGCAACGUGACUACUUCUGGCAAGCAUGUGGCCCUUGGUCGAAAAUUCUCUAACCAAUUGCUCAACGACGAGUCUGAGGACGUCAAGGUGGAGGUUCGUAGAAAGUAUGAAGAACAACUAACUUGCAAGAAGGGUACCAAGCAUGGCAAGAGCAUUCCUGAUGACGAGGAUGGCAAUGAAGAGAUGGAUGCAGAGGUGCAUAAUCAUGCAGUACAUUUGAUUCAGUUCUAUUUGCUUGUCAAGCAGAAGACUCGUUUUGUGGUCUCGUUCAUGUUCGCCGGUCCUGAUCCAAGAAAUGACUGGGAUAUGACAACAUUAUUGUGCCAUCCAUCGGAAACACCUCAAGGAAACACCUUCUCUGAGUUAUACGAGACAGCUGACCAUGAUUUCCUGGCGGCCUUCCAGCAGUACACAGAACAAAUUUUUUCUGGCAACAAGUGCAAGCCUGACUUGAAUGCAUGGAAGGAGGAUGAUAGUGGUGAGACUGGUGACCCUGAUGAGGAAGAGUCUGAGAAAUACAAAAAUUCCAGUGAUGUGGAAGGUGACGACGGAGAUGAGGAUGCGGAAGGAGAUGAGGAUGUGGAAGAAGAUGAUGGAGAUGAGGCAGGUGAAGAAGAUGAGUCUGAUGCACAGUCCACAGACAUGGAGGAAGAUAAAGGCGAGGGGAAUCAGUCCGUGGGUGUCGUGGAAUCUGCAGUUGCAUCGAUUAUGACAACCAAUGCAUCAUUUGGAGCAACUGAGUCAUUAAGUGCUGGGGAGCUGACGUCAGUGACUCAUGCAUCAAUGGAGACAAUUGCACCUUCCUAUGGCCUGCAAAAUCAUGCUGUGUACUAUGGCAUGCAGCCUCAGGCAUUGUACGACUCACAGGCUCAGUCCAAGUCCAUGUAUGGCAUCCAGGCCCACACUACAUAUGGCGCACAGGCUUAUCCUACGUACGGCUUACAAGGCCCAACAUACAACGCACAGGGCACCAGCCAUGCAUCAUUCGCUGGAAUGUACCCUUCCUUCGUCACUGGACCUGAUGCAUCACUUCAGUCUCAAGGACCCGCAUUCCCGAUGCAGAUGAGUACCUACACUGACUUCGGAAUCUGCCCUUCCAAUUUGUUCAUGCCAGGCAUCAUCACCCCUGAGUCUUCACUUAAUGAGGGGUUCCAGAUCCCAGACUGGAACAACCCACCCUGGAAUGGGAACAAUCCGGCCUGGAACUUUGAUGGUGUAGAAGGGACUCCUCGAGACGAGGACUCACACCCUAUUCUGCCUUCUCCCAACCCGAUCCUGAGUGCGGAUGAUACUUCUCUCCCUUCCAUCGAAAAGGCUGGCACAACGACCAGCAGGAAGGUGAAGAUCUCCCGGAAGGCUGCCAAAAAGGGAGAUGGCCAGAAGCGUGACAACACUAAGUCAAUGGUGGGGAAGGCCGCAGCCAAAUCUUCUGCUGAGUCUGCCUCACAGCAUACCACUAAAACUAAGAAACCGCCCGCUGCUAAGUCGUCGCCUGGUCAGGCUAAACCCUCCACUGAAACAGUCACUCAGUCCUCCUCUACCCAGCGCACAAACGAGAACCAGUAG